Molecule: messenger RNA, 5019 nt
Organism: Lagenorhynchus albirostris (white-beaked dolphin)
Lineage: Eukaryota; Metazoa; Chordata; Mammalia; Artiodactyla; Delphinidae
Gene: DENND2D
Product: DENN domain containing 2D
Exons: 12
Coding region: 3137-4573 (478 amino acids)
Cellular component (GO): cytosol; nucleoplasm
Source: RefSeq, a predicted model, not a curated record
AGGGGGGAAUCAGUGCUCCUUCUGCCAUUACCCCUGUCCCCCACCCCUAGCCCUUGCUGUUCUCCCUGAACACAGGUUUCCAGUAUCUAUCUGGUCAUUCCACCUGUACUGAGGCGGAGAGGUCAGAGACCAUGGGUUGGGACAGAUGCCUGGGAGCGUGCCGUGGCAGGAGCAGAUGCAGGGUGGGGCUGGUGGCCUCUUUUCUCUGGAGAGCACUGGCUUGGUCUUUCCUGGUCUCCCUCGACCCUCAGAAGCCUGUGUGAAUGGAAGGGAUCUGCUCCCUGCAGCCCAGAGGAAACAUUCCAGUUGUUCCCAAAACAGGGCUGAUGACUGUACCUGAUGACAAUGAGGGACUGUAAGAUGUGCAGCCAGUAUUACCUGUCCUGAGGUCUGGCACCUAGCGGGCAGGAGAGUGUGCCUUCUUCAUCUUCCAUACUAUCCUCCACCUUUCCCGGAAUUUCCCCCUCCCUCUUUUGCCCUUUUGGCCCCAAGGCAACUGUGUGGUAGGAGUGUGUGUGUGUGUGUGUGUGUGUGUGUGUGUGUGUGUGUGUGUGUGUGUGUGUGUGUGUGUGUGUGUGUGUAUACAUACACGCAUGGGUGUAAAUCAUCCUGAUGGGAGGGUUGGCAGUGGUGGUGGUCCUGGGUCGAGAGCAGCUGAGCUAGAAGAGGAAGGGCCAGCUUUCCAGAUCAAGGUUCCAGAAAGUCCCUUCACCUAUAUUCCAGCUGGUUCUGGGACUUUUGUCAGAGGGCUGUGGGAGGCACUUCCUGGUGGAGGAACACGUGUAACCAGACUCCUGACUUCCCUAGAAAGGGCGUCUCCCUCCUAAACUGAAAAUUCAGGAUAAUAAUUCCUUUCUAGGGCACUGGGGAUUAAAUGAGAAGACCUAUAUUAAACGUGUGUGUGAUGGAGGUUUUCCUUCUGUUGAUAACCCCCUUUGAAAGGGGGAAGACUUUUUUCUGGAUUUCUUGGUCCUCAGCCCCAAAGUCCAGUAACUUCUUUUGUUUGCGAUUGUAAGUUUUGCUGUUCUCUUGGCUCUUCUGAUAAAGCAGGAAGAAAUGGGCUGAAAAUGCAACCCGAAGGAUUUAGGGAAAGAAAUCAUUUCCUGAGGUUCUGGAAUGCCCAGGGAAAAGAUUUUGCUUCUCAAGGUCUUUUGCAAACAGGAGGCAUCCACAUUUGUGGGAUGUUUGGUGUGUACUGCACCCAGGAGGCAGGAGCGUGAACAUGAAACGCUCAUCAUUCCCACCCCCGACAGAUUCUGUUGUAUUCCCCAAAUAGUCCCUGAAUUACUCUGUGCCUCGGUUUCCCCAUCUGUGUCUGGAGAUGAUGCUUGUUUCUCAGAUUGGUGGCGAGGAUUGUGCAGCCAGUCUGUGCAGGUUGCAGAUAAGGUGUGGUGACAGAUCCGAGUGUUCCAGGUCACUGUUCUCACCACUGCAGUGAAUGUAAUGUUCCCUUUUUUUUUUGGCUGCACUGGGUCUUUGUUGCUGCGCGCAGGCUUUCUCUAGCUGCAGGCAAGCGAGCGGGGGCUACUCUUCAUUGCGGAGCACAGGCUUCUCAUUGCGGUGGCUUCUCUUGUUGUGGAGCAUGGGCUGUAGGCACACGGGUUUCAGUAGUUGUGGUGCACGGGCUUAGUUGCUCCGUGGCAUGUGGGAUCUUCCCAGACCAGGGCUCGAACCCAUGUCCCCUGCAUUGGCAAACGGAUUCUUAACCACUGCACUACCAGGGAAGUCCCUACAGUGAUUGAAACAUUCUUAUUUACUGUGAUCCUUGAUCUCCCCAGGAGUCAUGGCUGGGCCACUGAGUACUGGCUUUUACUAGUCCACAGAAGCCAGGUCUGGAACUAUUAAGAGCAAGCAACUGUGUCCCCUAUUUCAGCACCACACAUUCUUCCAGAGGUCUAUUAAUUCUUUGCAGGAGUGGCAGACACUGGCACCAAACCCUUUUGCCUUCUAGCUUCUCUUAGGGGCAGCCUCCUGGCAAGAGUCUUUCUCUCUUACCACGUGCAUUUACACACUCAAGGGUUUAUGUGAGAAUCCCAGGUGAUUUACUGCUAUUCUGUCUCUCUUCCCCAGCCUCCAGACACAGCACCACUGGAGCCCCAGGGCCCAGCUGCUCUGCUCUUAGCUUGUGCAGAACUGUUGACCUGGACAAACCAGGAAAAAAGACUGAGCAGGCGUGGGGGUGGGGUGGAGAUCACCCAGAUGCUUUCCACUCCACUGAGUGCCCCUCAGGCUACUGAUGCAACCAGUCCCCUACUGUAGGCCAGGGAGACUGUCCUAAGUCAGUGCUUCCUAUCUGGGAGGAGGGAUUCUUUGCUGGAGCCCUGGAACAGGUCCCAGUGAGACAAGUUUGCCUUAGGACAUAUUGCAGGGGAUGAAAGAUGCACCAUUGUAGACUGUGCUGAGAUAUCAGGAACUCUCCAACCCAGAGAUGGACUUUGCUCUUUAUUUCACCACCAGGAGAGGAUUAGGUUCAUUUUGAUAUCCAGGAAUUCCUCUUGCUAGAACAAUUUCUCCACUUAAAUAAUGAAUGAGGUCAAGUCUAUUGAUUUUAAUCAGGGGAGGCAGGGGCAACCUUGCUGUGAAGAGUUUUGGGUCCUGUGCUCUUGCUUGCAGCCUUGAAGUCCUGGAAGUCCCAGAGUGCAGCAGGGGGCCAUGCAGAGGUUAUCUGCUGCCGUUGACUGAGUUAGGAAGUGAAAGGUCGGGAAUCAGUUAUGGAGAUAUAAGAUCCCUGUCCUGGGACUGGCAAGGCAUUCUCCACUGUCAAGGGGUUGUAAAUAAACCCAUUGCACAACCUUCAGCCCAGAAUUAAAAGCCCUUAGCCCAGAAGCAGCUGGGCUCUGGAGGUGUUUGCCUAUGACCUUUUCUCUCACCACACCCUGGGGCUCUUGGGAGGAGCUGAGGUCUGAGCUGCAGUGCCAGGAUGCUGCCUCUGUCAGUGCAGGCGUUCUGCUGCCUUUCUGGGUCCUGUCACACGGGCUCCUUGCUCAACUAUUGGGUGCAUAGGAUUGAAACUGCUCUCCCCUAUUUGUAAGACAGCACGUGGCUUGGCUUCAUAGAGUUGUGGCUGGAGACUGAAAUGGCAGCCGCCUUCUCAGGUUUUCUGUAGCCAGUCUGUUAGAGGAAAGGCAAGCACUCCAUGCCUUACAGGCCCAAGAAGAUGGAAAGACAAGUGGUAGGCGGGAUACUCAGGCGCUUCCGCAACUGGCUGCCUCGACACGGAGCAGGACCUCCCCAGGAUAAUCUGGGGGAAGUUGUAAAGGAACCAGAAAGGGCCCAGGAGCACUGUCUACCCAACUUUGCCGGAGGGCAGCACUUCUUUGAAUACCUCCUCGUGGUUUCUCUCAAAAAAAAGCCUUCGGGGGAUGAUUAUGAGCCCACAAUCACCUACCAGUUCCCCAAGCGAGAGAACUUGCUUCGGGGACAACAGGAGGAGGAGGAACGGCUGCUCGGAGCCAUCCCCUUGUUUUGCUUCCCAGAUGGGAAUGAGUGGGCCCCACUCACUGAGUAUCCCAGGGAGACUUUCUCGUUCGUCCUGACCAACGUGGAUGGCAGCAGGAAGAUUGGAUACUGCAGGCGCCUCUUGCCCGCCGGCCGUGGUCCUCGCCUCCCCAGGGUGUACUGCAUCAUCAGCUGCAUUGGCUGCUUCGGCUUGUUCUCCAAGAUCCUGGAUGAAGUGGAAAAGAGGCAUCAGAUCUCCAUGGCAGUCAUCUACCCAUUCAUGCAGGGCCUCCGAGAGGCAGCCUUCCCCGCUCCUGGGAAGACCGUCACCCUCAAGAGCUUCAUCCCCGACUCAGGCACUGAGUUCAUUUCGCUGACGCGGCCCCUUGACUCCCACCUAGAGCACGUGGAUUUUAGUUCUCUGUUGCGCUGUCUCAGUUUUGAGCAGAUUCUUCAGAUCUUUGCCUCUGCAGUGCUGGAGAGAAGAAUCAUCUUCCUGGCAGAAGGUCUCAGCACACUGUCUCAGUGCAUCCAUGCUGCUGCGGCGCUGCUCUACCCCUUCAGCUGGGCCCACACCUACAUCCCUGUUGUCCCCGAGAGCCUUCUGGCCACUGUCUGCUGCCCCACUCCCUUCAUGGUUGGAGUCCAAAUGCGCUUUCGGCAGGAGGUUAUGGAGAGCCCCAUGGAAGAGGUCCUGUUGGUGAAUCUUUGUGAAGGAACCUUCUUAAUGUCAGUUGGUGAUGAAAAAGACAUCCUACCACCCAAGCUUCAGGAGGACAUCUUAGAAUCUCUUGGUCAGGGGAUCAAGGGGUCACAGACUUCUGAACAAAUCAAUGAGCAUGUUUCAGGCCCUUUUGUGCAGUUCUUUGUCAAGACUGUGGGCCACUACGCUUCCUACAUCAAGCGGGAAGCAAAUGGGCAAGGCCACUUCCAAGAACGGGGCUUCUAUAAGGCUCUGACCUCCAAGGCCAACCGCCGAUUUGUGAAGAAGUUUGUGAAGACACAGCUCUUUUCCCUUUUCAUCCAGGAAGCUGAGAAGAGCAAGAACCCUCCUGCAGGCUAUUUCCAACAGAAAACACUUGAAUACGAGGAACGGAAGAAACAGAAGAAACCAAAGGAAAAGACUUUGAAAUAAGAGCUGUGGUGAACAGCGGUGACUAGACCUAUAGGCCAGUUGUGGACUUUGGCCCCUGCCAGCAUGGUAGGAUGUGAAGCUCUCAGCCCCCAGAAUCCACAGCCUUCUUCCGAGUCCUGGUAACCAGGUCUUGCUUCAAGUUGGUGUCCUGAGUUUGGGAUCCCUGGAAUCAGCUUUCUCAAGACUUUGGAAGGCUCUGACCUCUGUGCUCACAGAGCUGGGCACAAAGCUGCCUUUCCUGCAGAGGUGACACCGGGCAGGAGACAGUAGUAGAGGUGUUGUAGAGUCUUACAAGUUGCUGUAACUGCCCUCUUCCAGGAACCUCUUACAAAAUCCUCAACAGGGAAAGCAGUUGUGGCCCAAAGGCUCAGUUUCUCCACAUAGAAGAAGAGGUCUGUGGACAUGUGAGGAUAAGAAUAAAGAUGAAAAUCUUCUUGUUCUUUAAA